AUGGCCACUCUUCGUGUUCUUUCCUUCGACACUGAGGGCCGCCCGGUAGAGUUCGACGCCGGGCUAGAUGACCUGCAGCUCUACCUCAUUAGCAUCAGCAAAGACGAGAUCUCCCUCUUUGACCACACCUCCGGUGCCCUAGCCGCUCCUGCUGACACAGCUGCCCUUAGCGAGCGCUCUCAGUGGCUGACAUGCGAUGAUGCUACCCGCCUUGCUAUUCGCAACCACCUGCCGCUAGCGGAACUCAAACACUUUGGCGAGCACAAAACUGCUAAGGCCCUGUACGACGCUGUAGUCGCUCGCUACUCCUCCCCUGCCACUGCUGCGCUCAGCCAUCUCAUGCUGCCGUACCUGUUCCCCGAGCUGUCGAGCUUUGCCACUGUAGCUGACCUCAUCACCCACCUUUGCUCUAGUGACACUCGUAUCCGUGCCACACUCUGCAAGGAUUUUGUUGCCCAGCACCCCCCUCCGAUGUACUGGACGCUCCACUUUAUAGUGACCCGCCUCCCAGACACCCUUCGCUCAGUCAGGGACCACUUCCUAGCGCACUGUCCCUCUGACCUCACCAUAGACCUCCUAGAGGAGCACCUCUUAGCCGCUGAGAGCAGCAUUGUGAGUGUGGCUGCUGCUCGUGGCGCUCCUCGCACCCCCAUCUUUGAGGGGUGCGCUUCUUCCCCUCUUGCCCCCUCCUACGCCACUGCUGCCGUCGUAGACUUCCUUGGAGCCGACUCGGUUGGUGCUGCCUCCACUUCUACCGGGCGGCGCCGCAACGGCAAGGGCAAGGGGGGCAAGGGCGGUGGUGGUAGUGGCGGCGGAGGAGGAGGUGGAGGAGGUGGGGGUGGCGGUGGGAGUGGAGGCAGUGGCGGCGGGGGUGCUGGUGGGAGUGGCAGCGGCGGUGGUGGAGGUGGUGGUGGCGGCGGCGGCGGUGGGAGUGGCGGUGGUGGCGGUAGCGGCAGUGGUGGAGGCAGUGGAGGUGGUGGCGGUCGUGGUGGAGGCGCUGGUACCGCGUCUGUUGCCUUAGGUGCUUCCAGGUGUUUCUUCCGUGACAACACAGCCCUCACACCGCUCCUUGCACCAGUUGCAGUCUCCCUGGCUGACCCUUCAGGGGGUCCAGUCCUUGCACGGUCUACCACUGUGCUUCCUUGCCCAGCGGUCCUGUCUGGUUCGCUGUCAGGUCUCCACCUCCCCUCGUUCUCUACGAACUUGGUGAGCAACGCUGUCCUUCAGGACCACUGGGUUGAUACCUUCACCCCUGGAGGACAGCGUGUGGCGAUCUGUACGUGCUCCAAGACUGGGCGAGACCUGGCCAUGUUCAUGUGUGCGCCAGGGUCGAGCCUUUACACACUGACCACUGUGUCUCCCCAGGUCGCUGCUGUCGAGACAUGCACCGUCGCGUCCUUGUGUCCGGUCUUCCUCGGACCCUGCCUCCCCUCCUUGCUUUGCCUGCCCCUGCCUGCCUUCCUUGCGUCGAGGGGCGGUAGCACGCCGCUCCUCACUCCUCCUCGUUUCCUCCGACAGAGGCUCCGCUGCAGACUCUCCACAUGGACGUGUGGGGUCCCCGCCCGCGUCAGCGGACGGGGUGGAGAGCGGUACUUCUUGCUGGUAGUUGACGACUUCUCGCGUUACACCACGGUCUUCCCCUUGCGCACCAAGGGUGAGGCCCGUGCUGUCCUGAUCCCUUGGAUCCGAGCGGUUCGUCUACAGCUACGUAGGAGGUUUCAGACCGACCUCCCUGUUCUGCGUCUGCACUCUGAGAGGGGCGGAGAGUUCGCCUCCGACCUCUUGCACAGCUUCUGUCAGGAGGAGGGCAUCACCCAGUCUUACACGCUUCCGAGCUCACUGCAGCAAAAUGGGGUUGCUGAGCGCCACAUUGGCAUGGUCAUGGAGAUCGCUCGUACCUCCUUGAUCCAUGUGGCGGCUCCCCAUUUUCUGUGGCCGUUUGCGGUCCGGUACGCCGCACAACAGCUCAACCUCUGGCCCCGUGUCUCAGUUCCAGAGACCUCGCCCACACUGAGGUGGACGGGGGAGGUUGGUGAUGCGUCGGUGUUCCGGGUCUGGGGUGCCCGUGCUCUUGUUCGCGAUACGUCCGCGGACAAGCUCUCCUCCCGCACCCUUCCCUGUGUCUUCCUCGGCUUUCUGACUGACGCGCCUGGCUGGCAGUUUUACCACCCCGCCUCGCGCACUGUCCUGUCUUCUCAAGACGUCACCUUUGACGAGUCAGUCCCUUUCUACCGCCUCUUUCCCUACCACACUGCCCCUCUCCCUCCCCCGCCGCUCUUCCUCGCUCCAGGUCCCCCUCCGGUAGACCCCCUCCCCCCCCAAGGUCCUGCUCCUUCAGGUGUGUCUCAGGUAUACCCACCUCCCUUAGCUGAGCUUGACGAGGUCACUAGCGACUCAGGUGCUGCUGAGGGUGGUACUGCUCGAGGUGCUGCGUCUGGAGGUGCUGAGCCACGGCGUGAGGUACUGGAGAGUGCGGAGCCUGGGGGUGCUGAGCCGGUGCGUGAGGUGCUGGAGAGUGCGGAGCCUGGGGGUGCCGAGCCGGAGCGUGAGGUGCUGGAGAGUGCGGAGCCUAGGGGUUCUGUGUCGGUGCGUGAGGUCCUGGAGGGUGCAGAGCCUGGGCGCACUGCGCUGGAGGGUGCUGGACCGGUUUCUCGCCGGCCCCUUACACCAGAGGAGCUGCGAGAGUGGUUUGCAGUUUGUCAGCGACUGUGGAGGCGUCCUGGAGUUCGCGGUUCUGCAGCUAGAGCUGGCGACCCUCGUGCUGCUAACACCACAGGCCCUGGAGGUGCUCGUAUUGGAGGUACUAGAGCUGCCGGGGCCGGUGGUGGUGGAGGAGGUCCUGCUGUAGGCUCUGGUACUGGAGGUACCGGGUCUGGGGGUGGGACUGCUGGAGGUACUGGAGCUAGAGACUCUGGAGCUGCUGGUUCUAGUUCUGGGGGUGCUGCUGGUGGUGCUGCUGGUGUUGGACCUGCUGACGGUGCUGCUGGAGCUGCCGGUGGAGCUGGUGGAGCUGGUGGAGCUGGUGGUGGUGCUGCUGUUGGUACUAUUGGUGCUGGGACUGCUGGAGGUGCUGUUGGAGCUGUCGGUGGAGCUGGUGGAGCUGGUGGAGCCGCCGGUGCUGGAGCUGCUGGAGGUGCUGCUGGAGCUGCCGGAAGAGCUGGUGGAGCUGCUGGUGCUGCUGGUGGUGCUGCUGGUGGAGCCGCUGGUGCUGGAGCUGCUGAAGGUACUACUCGAGCUGCUGGUGGAGCUGCUGGAGCUGCUGUUGGUGCUCCUGCUGGUUCUCAGGGUGCUGAGCGGCCGCGGCCGUACUUCGUUCCGCUCCUUGAGCAGGUUCUUGGUCUCCCGUCUUCUCCUAGUCCACCCCCUUCCUUAGAGUGUUCACCGCCUGUCCUGUCGCAGUCACAGCUACAGCCCACCUCCCCACUGCCUGCUCUGCCUCCUUACGCUGGUCCGACAGGAGGUCUUGCUGAGCGUCGUGAGCCUACUGACAAAAUUAGAAGAAAGAAAGAGGGUUGA
This is a messenger RNA of Closterium sp. NIES-65, 3516 nucleotides long. The record is from the annotation of a GenBank genome assembly. Lineage: Eukaryota; Viridiplantae; Streptophyta; Zygnematophyceae; Desmidiales; Closteriaceae.